Blastocystis hominis is the source of this 723-nucleotide messenger RNA. RefSeq lists its product as hypothetical. The coding region runs from base 1 to 723 and encodes 240 amino acids. Gene Ontology annotation, molecular function: histidine phosphotransfer kinase activity; phosphorelay sensor kinase activity. Gene Ontology annotation, biological process: protein autophosphorylation; phosphorelay signal transduction system. NCBI's taxonomy places the organism in Eukaryota, Bigyra, Opalinata, Blastocystidae. The record is from RefSeq and is a predicted model, not a curated record. The transcript is spliced from 3 exons.
AUGCAGUAUGUGCGAACAAUUCGCGAGCUCUCUUUGACACAGCAUUCCUUGGUUUUGUUUGAUGCAUCUGAAGAGAAUUGUGGAGUGUUUCAUUCCUCGCUACAAUGGAUUCGAAUCGCAGUCAUUGACACAGGAAUCGGAAUUCUGAAAGAAGACUUGACUUCGCUGUUUGUUCCAUAUAAACAAAUUCGAAGUGGAGAAACACAGAAAGGACGAGGGACCGGAUUGGGAUUGAGUUUGUCCUUGUAUAUUGUCUGUCUACACCAAGGAAUCAUUCGCGUGAUUACCGAGCCUCAAGUUGGUUCUACGUUCGAAAUCUAUCUCCCCUUAACGAAAAUGGAUGGAAAUGUCGUUCCUUCCGAGCAGGAUACGAUCCCAAGGGUGAUUGAAGAGAAGAUCGAGACUAUUGCCGUUGUGGAUGACCAGUUAUCGAUUCGCCAGCUCGUAAAAUCGUGUCUCAAACGGCUUGGAUACACUUGUACCCUCUUCAAGAAUGGGGAAGAAUUCUUAGAUUCUGUUCAUGAGGGAAACACAUUCGAUUUGGUAUUGCUGGAUUAUGAAAUGCCUGGAAUGAAUGGAGGUGAGGUGACGAAGAUUCUGCGCCAAGAACAAUAUUCAGGGAGGAUCGUUGGGUUGACGGGGAAUACGAUGAGCGAGCAGCGCGACGCUUACAUACGAUGUGGUACCGAUGGUUAUAUGUGUGUGUUAAUCAAACAGGAUUGA